AUGUCAUGGACGGUACCUUCAGGUCAUGCGUAUUCUCAAAAUGACCCAGCUCGCCUCGCGGUUUGCUUACACCCAUGGUCUUGGCUGGGCGGCAACAUGGACGACCCGGUGCUUGCGUUACUCGAAGAACCUCUCGUGAGCAAGCGGUAUCAUGUCGUGCGCUACAACUCCAGGGGUGUCGGAAGGUCUCGCGGACGAUCCUCGUUUACUGGCGCGUCAGAGGCCGAAGACCUUGAAGAGGUCGUUGGAUGGGCGAUGAGGGUGUUGUCUCACGUUGAUUCUGUUGUAGUCGUGGGCUAUUCUCAUGGUUCGCUGAUUGCCUCCCGUUUGCCCAUCCUUCCGCCCCCCACACGCACCCACCACGUCCUUCUGUCCUAUCCGCUCGGACCGCGCUCGUGGCUGACGCUAUUCCGCGGCAAGGAGUACGACGCCGCGCUGGCUCGGCUCCUGCGCUCGCCAGGUGCGCACGUGUUGGUGGCCUACGGCGACCAAGAUGAAUUCACGAGUGACGCAUCGUACGAGGGGUGGGUCAAGGAGCUGAGGAAGGUGGCAGGUGAGGGCGAGCAUGUCCUCAAGGUUGUCAGGAUACAAGGCGCGACGCACUUCUGGCGAGGCGAACGAGGCCGCGAUAUCGGCACCGCUCUUCAAGGAUGGAUUCCUUAA
Messenger RNA from Punctularia strigosozonata HHB-11173 SS5, 663 nucleotides. Its product is annotated as alpha/beta-hydrolase. The record is from RefSeq and is a predicted model, not a curated record. Lineage: Eukaryota; Fungi; Basidiomycota; Agaricomycetes; Corticiales; Punctulariaceae. The transcript is spliced from 3 exons. Bases 1 to 663 code for a protein of 220 amino acids.